Metarhizium album ARSEF 1941 is the source of this 807-nucleotide messenger RNA. RefSeq names its product Ubiquitin. The transcript has 2 exons. The record is from RefSeq and is a predicted model, not a curated record. Bases 1 to 807 code for a protein of 268 amino acids. NCBI's taxonomy places the organism in Eukaryota, Fungi, Ascomycota, Sordariomycetes, Hypocreales, Clavicipitaceae.
AUGAGUUCUGGCAGUAACCACAAAGUCACCCGUCUUCCUGCCGACAACCCCCGACUCGACCAGCCCAGCGACGCUGUUCCCAUGGAACACAUGGCUCAAGGAACCACGUCGGUUGAGGAGCCGAACACGGCCGCCCGUGCCUAUGCCUCCCACGAGUCCCAGAUUGUCGCCGUCGAACCGCCGUCGGUAUCAAAGACAACAACGCCCACCGAUCCCGAGCAACGCAGCGCCGUAGAGGCGAACAACGCCGAGGCCGUGUCAAAGGGCAAAGAGAAGGAGGAAGUGGCCCCAGUGCCGCCCAACAAGGAGAGGAGCGACUCCAUCCUGGCCAUUGGGCCUGCGCAGGACGACAUCCAUACAGCCCCUGGCCAGUCCGACAGCACUGUCUGCAACAUCACUCUCCUGCUAACGUCAGGAAGUCGCCAUCCGUACAAGAUUGACGCCAAGUAUCUCACGAGGAGAAACGUGACCAUGCCCGAUGAGACAGAAUCUGGGCAGCCGGACCCGUUCAGCAUCAGCAUCUACACAUUGAAGGAGCUCAUCCUGCGGGAGUGGAGAGGCGAUUGGGAGGCAAAGCCUGCCAGUCCCAGUAGCAUAAGACUGAUUCACUUCGGAAAGCUACUAGACGAUAAAGAACAGCUGAAGAAGUACCAAUUCAGCACGGAAAGCCCCAAUGUGGUGCAUAUGAGCAUUCGUCCUCAGGACCUGGACGAGGAGGAGCCCAAGUCGGGAAGCAAGAACCUUCCAGGCGGCAGCGGAGACGGACAGCGAUCCAGAUCGGGCGGAAUGUGCUGCGUCAUCUUAUGA